Acanthosepion pharaonis is the source of this 750-nucleotide messenger RNA. NCBI's taxonomy places the organism in Eukaryota, Metazoa, Mollusca, Cephalopoda, Sepiida, Sepiidae. The record is from the annotation of a GenBank genome assembly.
AUGAAUAAAAAUUCAAUAUGCAUCGUGUGUGCAUUAAUUAGCGUUCUGUCAUUGGCCAUAUUGUCACUUGAGCAGCUGGUUGCUGUCGGCUCUCAUUUUUUUUCUGUCUCCUAUUUCUUUUCUAUCUUUCUUCUAUUUACUUACAUAUUCUUUUCUUUUUCUUACACAUUUUUCUUUUCCUUUUUUUCUUUUUUUACUUACGUUUUCUUCUUUUCUUUCUCCUUUUUACUUAUAUAUUCUUCUUUUCUUUUUCUUUCUUCUUUUUACUUACAUAUUCUUUUCUUUCUUCUUUUUACUUACAUAUUCUUUUCUUUCAUCUUUUUACUUACGUAUUCUUGUUUUCUUUUCUUUUUUUCUUUCUUCUUUUUACUUACGUAUUUUUCUUUUCUUUCUCUUUUUAGCUUAUAUAUUCUUCUUUUCUUUUUCUUUCUUCUUUUUACUUACAUAAUCUUUUCUUUCUUUUUUUUCCUUAAAUAUUCUUCUUUUCUUUCUUUUUUUUCCUUACAUAUUUUUCUUUUCUUUCUUUCUUCUUUUUACUUACAUUUUUUCUUUCUUUCUUUUCCCUUUCUUUAUUAUUCACUCUUCUUCCUCCAUCUUCCAAUGAUCGUUUACUAUUUUGCAUCAUUUGAUUUUCUCUCUGUUUUACCAUUUCUUCGUUUUUAUUCUCUGAAAACUUUCUUUUUCACCCUGUUUUCCUUUCCUGUUUUUAUUUCUUUCUAUUCUUUCCUUAUUUCUCUGUUUCUUUCAUAA